ACACACAUAUAUAUAUAUACAUACAUAAAACUAUAUCUAUCUUCACAUCUUGUGUUUUGCAGGCAGCUGAAAAAACACAGUAAAAAUGGUGAGUAAAAAGUCAAAAUCAGUAAACGUAUCAGGAAAGCCAAAGCAUUCACUUGAUGUUAACAGAGAUGCCGGAAAUAAGAACAAAAGUGGCGGCACCGCCCGUACAGCCGCCACCGUCCGCCGUCUUAAGAUGUAUAAUAACCGCCCUAAACGUGACGCAAAAGGAACGAUUUUGAAAUAUGAUUUACAGUCUAGAGAACUCCCUAGUACUCGUAUUCCGCCUGAUCGUCGCUGGUUUGGUAACACGAGAACUGUAGAUCAGAAAGAGCUUGAGUUUUUCCGUGAGGAGCUGUCAGCCCGGCUCUCGAGUAAUUAUAAUGUUCUUUUGAAGGAGAGGAAGUUGCCUAUGUCUCUACUGAAUGAUUUUCAGAAGCAACAAAGAGUUCACCUUCUUGAUACCGAGCCAUUUGCUGAUGCAUUUGGACCAAAGGGGAAAAGGAAACGCCCAAAACUAGUGGCAUCUGAUUAUGAAGCAUUAGCCAAAAGGGCUGGUGGUUCUCAAGAUGCAUUUGAAGAAAAACAUGGUGGUAAUGAUCCUACCGUAGUAAACGAAGAUGGAUUCAGGGAUCUAGUUCGUCAUAAUAUGUUUGAAAAAGGUCAAAGUAAGCGGAUAUGGGGUGAGCUUUAUAAGGUCAUUGACUCUUCGGAUGUUGUUAUCCAGGUACUUGAUGCAAGGGAUCCCCAAGGUACAAGAUGCUAUCAUCUUGAGAAGCAUUUGAAAGAGAAUUGCAAACAUAAGCACAUGAUUUUAUUGUUAAACAAGUGUGAUUUAACCCCUCCAUGGGUCACAAAAGGAUGGCUGAGGGUACUAUCCAAGGAAUAUCCUACCCUUGCGUUCCAUGCAAGCAUUAACAAGUCUUAUGGCAAGAAUUCUCUUCUGUCAGUGUUGAGGCAGUUUUCACGCCUGAAAAGUGAUAAGCAAGCAAUAUCGGUUGGAUUUGUUGGGUACCCUAAUGUUGGCAAGUCAUCAGUGAUUAACACGUUGCGUACGAAAAAUGUUUGCAAGGUUGCUCCAAUUCCUGGAGAGACAAAAGUUUGGCAAUACAUAACACUUACAAAGAAGAUCUUCUUGAUUGAUUGCCCCGGUGUUGUUUAUGGCAGCAAGGAUACAGAAACUGAUAUUGUUUUGAAGGGCGUGGUGCGAGUUACUAAUUUGCAUGAUGCCACAGAACACAUUGGUGAGGUAUUGAAACGUGUCAAGAGGGAGCACCUUGAAAGAGCAUAUAAAAUAAAGGAUGAUUGGGAAGAUGAAACUGAUUUUCUGACCAAGCUAUGCAAAUUAUCAGGCAAACUUCUGAGGGGAGGUGAACCUGAUCUGAUGACUGCUGCAAAGAUGGUUCUACAUGAUUGGCAGAGGGGUAAAAUACCUUUCUUUGUCCCGCCGCCGAAGCAAGAUGAUGAAAAUGCGGAACCAGAAGAGACUAGUGUGACAGGGAAGGAUAUGGUGGAUGAGAACAAAGAGUUGGCUGUAAAAAGAAGCAUCAAAGAUAUUGUUUCACAACAGCAACUAAAAGAUGUUCCUGUUGAAGAGGAUCUUUUUACUGAGAACGAGUUAAAAGGAGAUACAGGUGAAGAAGAGUUAGUGGUUAAUGGGUUAAAAGGCGAUGCAGGUGAAGAAGAGUUAGUGGUUAAUGAGUUAAAAGGAGAUGCUGGUGAAGAAGAGUUGGUGGUUGUGGGUUAAUUCGUUACCUUCAAAUAGAUAAGAGAUUACAUGUGUUUUUUCUUUAAUUUUAUCUGGUUUGUACCCCGAAUACAGAUGCCAAUAUUUAUAAUGCUCUUUUUGCUUUUGUGAUC
Messenger RNA from Erigeron canadensis, 1884 nucleotides. Its product is annotated as nuclear/nucleolar GTPase 2. Gene Ontology annotation, molecular function: GTP binding. The record is from RefSeq and is a predicted model, not a curated record. The transcript has 11 exons. Lineage: Eukaryota; Viridiplantae; Streptophyta; Magnoliopsida; Asterales; Asteraceae. The coding region runs from base 86 to 1771 and encodes 561 amino acids. Gene Ontology annotation, cellular component: nucleolus.